UUCCACGUCCACCCUUCUGAGCAGGGCGCAGGCGCGACCAAUCUCCUAGGCUUUCGGGAAAUGUAGUCCGAGAGCUCCCCUGGCGCAGGCGUACUUGCUCUUGGGCCUGACUGAUGGACCGGUGCUUUGUCCCGCUAGCUGGGAGCGUGGGCGCGGCAGCCUCCAGUUCUCCAGGACACAGCCUGAGACUUCUGAGAGAGGACUUCCUAUGGUUCAGACUCACAUUAGAAACUCAGAAAAGCUUCCAGUUCAAGACCCACUGCCACGGAGGCCCCACAUCCUGGGUCCACAGGUCAGACCAGAUUCCUCAGAAAUUAGAAUGGAAAUGGAGAAGAGAAUAGAAUGGAAUUGGAAGAGAAAGCCUCCGGGAAGCCAAGAGAAAGCACCCCAUUCCCCAGGACCUCUUUUUAGAACUAUAGCAGAACAAGGAGGAGAAAAUCCAGGAACCACUGAUGCUGAAGAAGUUCCUGUCCAAGAGGAUCAAGACUUCAGCAAUGUCCAGAGAUCAGAUGAAUGUCAGAGAGGAAUCACUGUGGAGGAUAAGACUCAUAUUCUUCAGGAAAGAGCUCCAUGGUCUCUGAAGUCAUCCCUUCCCCCAAAGUGGAACACAGAAGAAGAGGCAAUGGUUGCUAAGUAUGUCACUUCCUGGGAAGCAGUGACAUUCAAGGAGGUGACUGUGAACUUCACCCAAGAGGAAUGGGAACACCUGGACCCUCUUCAGAGGGACCUCUACAAGGAUGUGAUGUUGGAGAACUACAGGAACCUGGUCUCCCUCGGACUUGUGGAUUCCAAACCAGUCAUGAUCUCUUGGUUGGAGCAGGGGGAAGAACUGCAGAUGCCUUAUCCUCAAGAAACUGAAAAAGGAAUGAUCUUAGAAGACUUGGAGACCAAGUGCCAGACCCCAAAAUCACCUCAAAAUCAUGAAGAAGUAGGUCAACCAGAGAGACUGGUGGAGACAUUCAACAGAGAAGUUUUCUACCAGGAUUAUAUGUUUGGAAAAGCUCUUAAACAGGGGAGCAGAUCUUUGAACCAAAAGGAGAAUAUUGGAGAGACUCAAAGAAAACAUUAUUCCCAGGAAAAUUAUUUCCUACAACUGACUAACAAAAAAAAUUUCACUGCACAGAAAGGCCAUAAAUGCAAUGAAUUUGACAGAACCUUCAAUCGGGACAUCUGCAAACAGACAAAAUAUUGGAAUCAUAGUGAAUGUGAGAAUUUCUUCAGUUAUCACACAACCCUUACACAGCCUCAGACACUAAGUGGAAAAGAGAAAUCCUGCCCAUGUGAGAAAUGUGGGAAAAUCUUCAGUAUUAAUGUUGCACUUAGUGAACAUUAUCAAAUAAAUGCUAGAGAGAAAUCUUAUGAAUGCAAUGAAUUUGUGAAGGACUUUAGCCACAGUUUAUUCCCUAUAAAACCACAAAGAAUUAAUACUGGAGAGAAACACUGUGAUUAUAAAGAAUAUGGGAAAGUAUGCAAUCAGAGAGCAAACAUUACUAUACAUCAGAGAAUUCACACUGGGGAAAAAUCUCAUGAAUGUCAUGAAUGUUGGAAGUCCUUUAAUCAGAGGUCUGGUCUUAUUCACCACAAGAAAAUUCAUCAUAGAGGAAGACCAUAUAAAUGUAACGAAUGUGGAAAGGCCUUCAAUACUGGUGGAAGCCUCAUUGAACAUCACCAAAAGCAUACUGGAGAAAAGCCCUAUGAAUGCCCUGAAUGUGGAAAAGCAUUUAGCCACAAACCAUAUCUUAUUCAACAUCAGAAAAUUCAUACAGGCGAGAAACCUCAUAAAUGUAAUGAGUGUGGGAAAACCUUCAGGACCCGAACACAACUUAAUAGACAUGAAAGAUUUCAUACUGGAGAAAAACCCUAUGAAUGUAAAGAAUGUGGGAAGGCCUUGAGUGAUAGCUCAUCCCUAAUUGAACAUCAAAGAAUUCAUACUGGAGAAAAACCCUAUAAAUGUACAGAUUGUGGAAAGUCUUUUAGUAAGAGAGCCCGUCUCACUCCACAUCGGAGAAUUCAUACUGGUGAGAAGCCUUAUGAAUGCAAUGAAUGUGAGAAAGCCUUUCGGGAUAGCUCAUCCCUUAUUAACCAUCAGAGAAUUCAUACUGGAGAAAAGCCUUUUGAAUGUAAGGAAUGUAGGAAAGCCUUCAGUCGGAAAACAAACCUUACUGUUCAUGAGCGAAUUCAUACUGGAGAGAGACCCUAUGAAUGUCAUGAAUGUGGGAAGACAUUCAGUCAGAGGUCUAGCCUUAUUCACCAUCAAGUUAUACAUCAUGGAGAGAAUGGCUACAAGUGUAAUGAAUGUGGAAAAGCCUUCAGUAUUGAAGCACACCUGAUUGAACACUGCCGAAUACAUACUGGAGAAAAACCCUAUGGAUGCCAUGAAUGUGGGAAAGCUUUCAGCCGAAGUUCAUCACUUACUCAACAUCAGAGAAUUCAUACUGGAGAAAAACCCUAUAAAUGUACAGAAUGUGGGAAAGCCUUCUGUAGGCGCACCCAUCUUACUCAACAUCUAAGAAUCCAUACAGGAGAGAAGCCUUAUGAAUGUAGCAAAUGUGAGAAGUCCUUCAGUGACAGAUCAUCCCUUAGUCAACAUCAGAGAAUUCAUACUGGAGAAAAACCCUAUGAGUGUAAGGAGUGUGGGAAGGCCUUCAGUCAGAGAACUCAACUUAAUAAACAUCAGAGAAUUCACACUGGAGAGAAGCCCUAUGAAUGUCAUGAAUGCAGGAAGGCCUUCAUUCAGAAAUCUGGUCUGUCUUACCACCAGCGAAUGCAUCCAGAAGGGAACAAUUAUGCAUGUAAUGAAUGUGGCAAAGCCUUCAGUAGAAAUUCUUGCCUUAUUUAUCAUCAGUUUAUUCAUGAUAGGAAGAAACCUUAUGAAUGUAAAGUAUGUGGGAAGAUCUUCCCUCAUAACUCAUCUCUUAUUGAACAUCAAUUCAUUCAUAUGGGAAAAAAAUCUUUCGUAUGCAAUGAAUGUGGAAAAUCCUUUUUCUUGAGCAAAAGCCUUAAAAGACAUGAGAGACUUCAUUUGGGAAAAAAGAUUUUAUGAAUGUGAAUAAUGCAGAAAAUGUUCAGUUAUACAUAUUUCUUUAUUUAAGGAGAAUAAAUGGUGAAAAGAAUAUUACUGGUGCAGUGGAUAUGGAUGGGUUCUCCUGUUAUAAUUUAAUGGUUUGUAAUAGGAAGAACAUUGGCAAUGGAGUCAGGAGACCUGAAUUUAUGCCCUGACUUUACCAUUUUGUGUGUUCUUAUGCCUAGAUUUUUGUUUUUUUGUUGUUUGUUUUCAUCUUUCAAAUGGAGCUAAAUUGAAGAAAGAGUGUCUCUGAGAAUUAGAUUGAAGUUGAUAAAUUUGUCCAUUAUAUAUGGCAGAAGACACAUUUGUCUAUAUAGAUAUAUACUCUAGGCACAGACAAUACAAAGAAAAACUACUGUCAAAAAGCUCAUAAUUGAAUAGAAUGAAGGACAAGCUAAAUGCAAAUAAGAGUAGUGUAAGGCAGAGUGAGUGCAAAGGAGAGCUCUAUAUAAAGUGGAAAGUUUGAGGAGAGAUGACAAAAUCUUCUGGGGUUUUAGGGAAGUCUUCAUGGAAGUUGGGAAGAUAGAAUGGAAUUAAUUCUUGAAGAAAAAAAAGACUUCAACAAUUGAAGUAUCAAGUAAAUGGAGCUUUUGGAAAGGCCUGGACAAAAACAGAAGAGGAUAGUAUGAGAAUGGGAAACAGUGAAUAAUACAACUUGGAUGAUGAAAUAUUUGAAAGAGAGAAUUGUGAAACAAGGUGCCAACUUUACUCAGUAGGCAAUAAAUAACCACUGAAAGUUUUUGAGUGGAAGAAUAGUAAGAGAAAUCCAUUAAUAAAAUUGUAAAAUCAGAGUUUUAGAGCUGGAAGGGAUCUUAGAAUCCAUCAAGUGCAACCCUCUCCUUUUAGAGAUGAGGAACUAUAGGCCAAAGUGUCUUACUCAGGGUUCAUACAUCUAGCAAGUGUUUGAAUUGGAAUUUGAUGUGAAAUAUAUAUUGGAGAAAUGAAAAAUUGGAGACAGAAAAACUAGAUAGAUCAUUACAAUAAUCAGAGGAAAAGAGAUGAGGAACUGAACUAUGAUUGUUGCAAUGGGAGAGAAUGGAUGAGAGUUAUUGGGAAUAUAGAACCUACAGAACUUGAAAACAGAUUAGAUGCUGGUGAAUGAGAGAGAAGGAAGAGUAAAAUUGAUCCCAAGUGAGACCAGGAGAAUAAUGUUGUUAUUUAAAAUGACAAUUCCUUAAGGGACAGUUUUUCAAGAAAGAUAAUGAGUUCAGUUUGGGACAUGUUGAGUUUGAAGUCUAAGCAAGUUACCUAGAUAGAGAUAAUUUUCCACCUCCAUGACUUUGCUUAAGAAACAUCAUGGUGAUAAAUGAAAGUUGACUUAGGAUUCAGGAAAACCUGGAUUCAGAUUCUGCCUCUUAUACACUAGGCAAUAUAAAAUGAAUAAAUCACUCAAAUCUCAGAGCUGCCAAGCAACUUAUUAAUACUACUUUCUAUACCAGAAGCUCUUCACAUUUGUGAAAUCACAGGUUUGAAUAACAAAAAAAGAUUUCUUGCACAAUUUCCUUUACCCCUUUUCAAAUAUUUUCAUGCUUUCAGGAAUAGCUUGCAACUAAUUACCAUUCCUUGACUCAAUCAUGGGUUAGCAAAUUACAUCCAUAAUCCAGCCAUGCCUUCUAUCAGAAAUCAGUGUCUGACAUUUGUGUAUGGCAGUGCUGUUGAUUUCCAACUCUUGGUAAUUCUGAUUGCCCUUAUCCCAUUCCCUUGUUUCUGAGAAAUUAAGAGGAAUGGUACUUUGUUUGAAUAGAGCAAGAGAAUCCAGGUAGAACCUAGUACCUUAAAGAGCCUCCACCUCUGUCUGUCUUCUCUGGUUGUUAGCUAAAAUUGAUCCUUAUGUAUUAACGUGUUUCCAGGAAACACUUCUCUUAGGAACUGAUCCUAGGAAGGUGGGCUUUAUCUUCCUGAAGAGCAGGAAACCAUACUGGCCUUUUUAGUCUUUGUAUGGAAUAGAUACAUAGAAUUUAGAGAUAAAAGGGAAAUUAUCUGACCCACCAUUAUGAGUUUACAAAGGAAAAAAAAAAAAAUAGGUCCAGAAGUUGAGUGACCCCAACUCAAGGUCACAGAGAAAGAGAAGAGCUGGAGCUAUGCUUUUUAACUCAAGUGUAGGUAGGACUUUCCUUUCACCUCUGUUAAAUAUAGUCUUACUUGAUUUAUCCUAUGAUUCUAAUCUGUUGGCAUCUUUUUGAAUCCUGAUUCUGUCACCCAGACUUCGCUUCUAACUUUGUGUCCUUUACAGAUUUCAUAAGUAUACUGACCAGUCUUUUAUCCAAGACAUUGAUAAAAUAUUGAACACUGUAAGAUCAAAUUACUAAGAUAUUAAAUCAGAGGUUUCCUUCCAUAUUGACUUGAAGAAAGUGAACCAAGUAAAAAUCUGAACCAGCUAAGUGAUUUGGAAAAAAAAAAAAAGAAAAGCAAUUGGUACUUAUCUCAAAAUUAAGAUUA
Molecule: messenger RNA, 5503 nt
Organism: Sarcophilus harrisii (Tasmanian devil)
Lineage: Eukaryota; Metazoa; Chordata; Mammalia; Dasyuromorphia; Dasyuridae
Product: zinc finger protein 260-like
Exons: 6
Coding region: 209-3043 (944 amino acids)
Biological process (GO): regulation of transcription by RNA polymerase II
Molecular function (GO): RNA polymerase II cis-regulatory region sequence-specific DNA binding; DNA-binding transcription factor activity, RNA polymerase II-specific
Source: RefSeq, a predicted model, not a curated record